Drosophila serrata is the source of this 973-nucleotide messenger RNA. RefSeq names its product farnesol dehydrogenase-like. NCBI's taxonomy places the organism in Eukaryota, Metazoa, Arthropoda, Insecta, Diptera, Drosophilidae. The record is from RefSeq and is a predicted model, not a curated record.
CUGGAAAUAGUCAUAAUAUCAAAAAAAUGGAUCGCUGGACGAAUCGUGUUGCUGUUGUUACGGGUGCCAGCUCUGGGAUCGGAUCGGCUUGCUGCAAGGAUCUGGUGGCGAAGGGCAUGGUCGUCGUAGGACUCGCUCGUCGCGAGGAGCGUUUGAAGCAGCUGAAGGAAUCUCUGCCAGCAGAUCAGCAGGCACGCUUCCAUGGCCGCAAGUGUGACGUCAGCGUGGAGAAGCAAGUGGUCGAUGCCUUCGCCUGGGUGGAUGAAACCCUUGGAGGAGCAGAUGUCUUGGUAAACAACGCCGGCAUUAUCAGGCCUUCCAUGAUUACCGAUGCCGACAAUGCUGCUGAUAUGCGAGCCAUCCUGGACACCAAUGUCCUGGGAUUCGUUUGGUGUGCCCGUGAGGCCUUCCGGUCGCAGCAGAAGCGGAAUGUCACUGACGGUCAUGUGGUGGUCAUCAACAGUGUGCUGGGCCAUAAAAUUCCCACAAUGCCGGGCUUUAAUUUUAAGAUGUACGCUCCCUCAAAGUACGCUGUUACCGCUUUGACAGAGGUCCUGCGACUGGAGUUCCAGCAGAAGAAGACUCAGACCAAGAUCACAAGCAUUAGUCCCGGAGCUGUCGAUACCGAGAGCUUUGAUGAAAAACUUAAAGAAGCUAUGCCGAAUUUCCCCAUGCUACGGGCUGAGGAUAUAGCCGAUGCUGUCUCUUACUGCAUCCAGACUCCUCCAAAUGUCCAGAUCCAUGAGCUGACCAUUAAACCCAUUGGAGAAUCAUUCUAAUCGAUGCAUUUGUUAAUGAAAUUGGACAUUUCAAGAUCUUCUAAAGGGGGACCAUGCACCAUCAAGUGCCGCAAAUAAAAGAAAUACUAUCGAUUGAAGUAUUGGAUACCCAAAGGCCUGGCAUCUUGUAAAACAAAUAAACCCAGCAUGUGGUUAGUUGAGUGCAACUAAAUAAACAAAUUUCCCUAACAAUA